Molecule: messenger RNA, 771 nt
Organism: Pestalotiopsis fici W106-1
Lineage: Eukaryota; Fungi; Ascomycota; Sordariomycetes; Amphisphaeriales; Sporocadaceae
Exons: 2
Coding region: 1-771 (256 amino acids)
Source: RefSeq, a predicted model, not a curated record
AUGCGCUACACCAUCUCUGCUGCCAUUGUGGCCUUUGCCGCCUCCGCCGUCGCCCAGACUUCAGGCUUCGAUGCUCUGUCCACCCCCGCCAAGGACGAGAAUGUCUCUGCCGGCUCGACUUACACUGUUGUUUGGGAUGCCAGCUCCUACACUGACGAGACCGUGACCCUGUCUCUGCUCGGUGGUGCCGACUCUACCACUCUUCAGGACCUUGGCUCCUUUGCCACUGGUGUUGACAACGGAGCUGGUAGCUACUCUUGGGCUGUGGACUCUUCUCUCGGUGAUGCCGCCACCUACGGUAUCAAGAUCACCCUGGAGAGCGACACGUCCAUCUUCCAGUACUCGUUCCCCUUCCACAUUGUAGCCACCACCAGCGACGACAGCACCACCACUGUUGCCACCACUGCUGCUGCCACCACCAGCGCCGGCGGCUACCCUACCACUGUGAUCUCCUCUGCCACCACUGAGGCCACCACUGAGGCUACUACCUACGCCGCCGAGCCCACCACCUACGUCGCCGAGCCCACCACCACCAGCACUUCCACCUACGCCGAGGCCACCACCAUCAUUGCCAACUCUAGCAGCACCGCCGUCACCACUGCCAGCGGCGCCGCUUCUUCCACUCUGUCCAGCGUGACCAAGACCUCUGCCACCAGCACGUCCGCUUCCAACGCCACCUCUACUCCCAUUAUCAGUGGAGCUGGCCGUUCUCUCGCUGGAUCCCUGGCUCUGUUCGGAUCCCUGGCCCUCGCUGCCGUCUUUGCUCUGUAA